UCUUCAACAGAUUUCCCUCAUUUCUCCUAUAAAUACUCCAUUCCCAUGUCGUCUUUACUUCACCACCUCCGUUUUUCAUCACCCCUUUUCCCUUUUUUCCAUUCCUCUCUCUUACUCCGUUCCUCUUUUUUUUCCCCUCUUCGUGCUUCUUCUUCUUCUUCUUCUUCUUCUUCUUCGUUUUCCUCUUCUUGUUCUUCAACUGCUGAUUUCUCGAGGGAGUUGCUUCCAGUUGCGUCGCCGGUGCUUAGGAAGAGAUUACAAGACAACAACAACAACAACAUGACGGUUGGUGCUGGAAUUACUAUAUCCGACGCCAAUUUGACGGUGUUGGGAAAUCGUGUUUUAUCUGAUGUUCAUAAUAACAUUACUCUCACGGCAGCGCCGGGAGGUGGUGUGAUGAACGGCGCCUUCAUAGGAGUUCAAUCUGAUCAGAUCGGUAGUCGCCGAGUUUUUCCUAUUGGGAAAUUGAUAGGGUUGAGGUUCUUAUGUGCUUUUCGAUUCAAAUUAUGGUGGAUGACUCAAAGAAUGGGGUGUUCUGGUCAAGAAAUUCCAUUCGAGACACAAUUUCUUGUGGUGGAAACACGUGAUGGUUCUAACAUUGCCGGAAAUGGAGAGGAAGGCGAUGCCGUUUAUACUGUUUUUCUUCCUAUUCUUGAAGGCGAUUUCAGAGCUGUUCUUCAAGGGAAUGAUAACAAUGAACUUGAAAUCUGUUUAGAAAGCGGAGAUCCAAGUGUAGAUGGGUUUGAGGGUAGCCAUUUGGUGUUUGUGGGUGCUGGAUCAGAUCCUUUUGAAACCAUUACUUAUGCAGUCAAGUCCGUUGAGAAGCAUUUGCAAACUUUUGCUCAUCGUGAAAGAAAAAAGAUGCCUGAUAUUUUGAACUGGUUCGGCUGGUGCACCUGGGAUGCUUUCUACACUGAUGUCACUUCAGAUGGCGUCAAGAAGGGUCUUGAAAGCUUUGAGAAUGGAGGAAUUCCUCCCAAGUUUGUCAUUAUCGAUGAUGGAUGGCAAUCAGUUGCUAAGGAUGCUGCUAGUACUGAUUGCAAAGCUGAUAACACAGCAAACUUUGCAAACAGGUUAACACACAUAAAAGAGAAUUACAAAUUUCAAAAAGAUGGCAAAGAGGGUGAAAGAAUUGAGAACCCUGCACUUGGUCUUCAACACAUUGUGUCCUACAUGAAAGAGAAGCAUGCGACGAAGUAUGUUUAUGUUUGGCAUGCCAUAACAGGCUACUGGGGUGGUGUGAGUUCUGGAGUUAAAGAGAUGGAACAAUAUGAGUCCAAGAUUGCGUACCCGGUUGCAUCUCCUGGGGUCGAAUCAAACGAGCCAUGUGAUGCUUUGAAUAGCAUCAGCAAAACUGGACUUGGCCUAGUGAACCCUGAAAAAGUUUUCAACUUUUACAAUGAACAACACUCGUAUCUUGCAUCUGCUGGUGUCGAUGGAGUUAAAGUUGAUGUUCAAAACAUUCUUGAGACGCUUGGAGCAGGUCAUGGUGGAAGAGUUAAACUUGCUAGAAAAUACCAUCAGGCUCUUGAGGCAUCAAUUUCUCGAAAUUUUCAAGAUAACGGAAUCAUUUCGUGUAUGAGUCAUAAUACCGACGGUUUAUACAGUUCAAAGAGGAAUGCUGUUAUUCGAGCUUCCGACGAUUUUUGGCCUAGAGAUCCAGCAUCUCACACGAUUCAUAUAGCAUCAGUUGCUUACAACUCCUUAUUUCUUGGGGAGUUUAUGCAGCCAGAUUGGGAUAUGUUUCAUAGUCUUCAUCCUAUGGCCGAAUAUCAUGGAGCAGCUCGUGCCGUGGGAGGAUGUGCUAUAUAUGUCAGUGACAAGCCUGGUCAACAUGACUUCAAUCUUUUGAAGAAGCUUGUGCUCCAUGAUGGUUCUAUUCUGAGAGCUAAGCUCCCCGGACGACCGACAAAGGACUGCCUAUUUGCGGAUCCUGCUAGAGAUGGAAAAAGUCUAUUGAAGAUUUGGAAUAUGAAUGAUCUUUCUGGAGUUGUUGGGGUCUUUAACUGCCAAGGAGCAGGAUGGUGUAAGGUUGGAAAGAAAAACCUCAUUCAUGACGAGAAUCCCGACACAAUCACAGGGGUUAUUCGAGCUAAGGAUGUUAGUUAUCUAUGGAAGAUUGCAGGCGAGUCCUGGACAGGGGAUGCAGUGAUAUUCUCCCAUCUUGCUGGAGAAGUUGUUUACCUACCACAAGAUGCAUCGAUGCCAAUAACCUUGAAAUCUCGAGAGUUCGAUGUCUUCACAGUUGUUCCUGUCAAGGAACUAGCUAAUGACAUCAAAUUUGCUCCUAUAGGUUUGAUGAAGAUGUUCAACUCUGGAGGAGCUGUGAAAGAAAUGAACCAUCAACCUGGAAGUUCAAACGUGUCACUGAAAGUUCGGGGUUCCGGGCCAUUCGGGGCAUAUUCCUCGAGCAAACCGAAGCGUGUAGCAGUGGACUCGGAGGAGGUAGAGUUCAUAUAUGAUGAGGGUGGUUUAAUCACCAUUGACUUGAAGGUACCAGAGAAAGAGUUGUAUCUUUGGGACAUAAGAAUUGAACUAUGAGAACAAAAUUGAAAAAACAAUGAUUCUUUUCUUGAAUAUUUCUAAGAAUUUGGAUGGAUGGGAAAUAUUCUUUUCUUUAUGAUUUUUUUUCCCAUUAUGUAACUCCUUUUGUAAACCCAUUUAAGAAUGGGAAUAAAGUCAUUUUAAUAAAAUUAAACAACAACAUAUUUAGUUCUUGAUCUAA
Molecule: messenger RNA, 2725 nt
Organism: Cucumis sativus (cucumber)
Lineage: Eukaryota; Viridiplantae; Streptophyta; Magnoliopsida; Cucurbitales; Cucurbitaceae
Gene: AGA1
Product: probable galactinol--sucrose galactosyltransferase 1
Exons: 13
Coding region: 46-2541 (831 amino acids)
Source: RefSeq, a predicted model, not a curated record